This is a messenger RNA of Aspergillus pseudotamarii, 1606 nucleotides long. RefSeq names its product putative mitochondrial phosphate carrier protein (Mir1). Gene Ontology annotation, biological process: mitochondrial phosphate ion transmembrane transport. The record is from RefSeq and is a predicted model, not a curated record. Gene Ontology annotation, molecular function: phosphate transmembrane transporter activity. The coding region runs from base 98 to 1036 and encodes 312 amino acids. Gene Ontology annotation, cellular component: mitochondrial inner membrane. The transcript is spliced from 4 exons. Lineage: Eukaryota; Fungi; Ascomycota; Eurotiomycetes; Eurotiales; Aspergillaceae.
UUCAAUUGCUUGACAUUUCCACCCUCCCAUCUCCCCACUCCUCUCUUCCCUUUUCCUUUUUGUGUUUAGAGCAGAGUACGACUCUUCAUAUAAUAUAAUGUCCGCUAAAGCCGAAUCUCCCGCGCCCGCUGCUCCUCAGCAGCUCAGCGGCCUUGCUCUCUACUCCAGAUUCGCCUUCGCUGGUGCUGUCUGCUGUUCCGUCACCCACGGAGCUCUUACUCCUGUCGAUGUCGUCAAGACCAGAAUCCAGCUUGACCCCGUCACCUACAACCGUGGUAUGAUCGGUGGUUUCCGUCAGGUUAUUGCCAACGAGGGUGCUGGCGCUCUCCUCACUGGUUUCGGUCCUACCGCCGCCGGUUACUUCCUCCAGGGUGCUUUCAAGUUCGGUGGUUAUGAGUUCUUCAAGCAGCAGUGGAUCAACCAGCUCGGUUACGAGACUGCCUCCAACAACCGCACCGCUGUUUACCUUGCCUCUUCCGCCACCGCCGAGUUCUUCGCUGAUAUCGCCCUUUGCCCUCUUGAAGCCACCCGUAUCCGUCUCGUCUCCCAGCCCACUUUCGCUACCGGUCUCAUGAACGGUUUCGGUAAGAUCCUUAAGAACGAGGGUGUCGGCGCUUUCUACUCUGGAUUCGGUCCCAUUCUUUUCAAGCAGGUUCCCUACACCAUGGCCAAGUUCGUCGUUUUCGAGAAGGUCUCUGAGGCUAUCUACCGUGGUUUCGACAAGGAGACCCUCACCGAUGGUGCUAAGACUACUAUCAACCUUGGCUCUGGUCUCAUUGCUGGUUUCGCUGCCGCUCUCGUCUCCCAGCCCGCCGAUACUAUGCUGAGCAAGAUCAACAAGACCCCCGGUGAGCCUGGUGAGGGUACCAUCUCUCGUCUCGUCAAGAUCGGUAAGGAGCUCGGUCUCCGUGGUUCCUACGCCGGUAUUGGUGCCCGUCUGUUCAUGGUUGGUACCCUGACUGCUGGUCAGUUCGCCAUCUACGGUGACAUCAAGCGUCUCUUGGGUGCCACUGGUGGUGUUGAGAUCGGCAAAUAGAUUAUUACCACAUGACUAGUUUGGUGUACUAUAUGCUACUAGAUUUGCGUUAAAAAUAUCUGUUCGCAAUAGAUUUCCCUUCGCGCGAUCUAUAUCUCUGAGAUUGCAGCUGCAUGAUGUCCGCCACAAACCGGUAAAAGGCCGACGAUCAUGCUAUGGAUCAGAAUGCGGAACGAUUCCAUCGUGUGAGAUCAGCUGUAGCGAGAAGCAUCCUUCGAAUGCAUCCUAAAUCCCAAGCACUCCAGGGCCGUUAUAUCUACGACGGAGUAAGCACCCGGUUCAUCGAAUGCUCUACUGCGCGCCGUACAUAAUAUCUCAUCUAGUGGCUUCCAAGGAUAUUCAUUCUUUAAUUAAUCAAGUAAACUUUUGGGAGUGCUUUAAGAAUAUGCUCAGAUAAUAGUUACGUAUUUCUGCUGAACAAAAGAAGUUGUGAAAAUUAUGCCUAAGGCGGUAAAGGUGGUUCAGCAUCAAUAGGGCAGAAUGAAUGCCAAGAACAAUUCUAUCCCAUAAGUUUGACUCCGAUUUGUUGCCUCAGGAACAACCAUAUACAUACUGUUCUCCACGGGGAGU